Acomys russatus (golden spiny mouse) is the source of this 4420-nucleotide messenger RNA. It is a transcript of the gene Brpf3, whose product is annotated as bromodomain and PHD finger containing 3. Bases 50 to 3652 code for a protein of 1200 amino acids. Gene Ontology annotation, molecular function: protein binding. The record is from RefSeq and is a predicted model, not a curated record. The transcript is spliced from 12 exons. Lineage: Eukaryota; Metazoa; Chordata; Mammalia; Rodentia; Muridae. Gene Ontology annotation, cellular component: MOZ/MORF histone acetyltransferase complex. Gene Ontology annotation, biological process: regulation of transcription by RNA polymerase II.
CUUCUGCGGCCAUCUCUCCUUAGGUUUGUCUUCGGGGUUUCUAGCUGCCAUGCGGAAGCCUCGCCGAAAGUCACGGCCGAAUGCCGAGGGCCGGAGAUCCCCGUCCCCGUACAGAGUUAAGUGCUCGCCCACACGAGAGACCUUGACGUAUGCCCAAGCGCAGAGGAUCGUCGAGGUCGACAUCGAUGGCCGCCUGCACCGUAUCAGCAUUUACGACCCGCUCAAGAUCAUCACUGAAGACGAGCUGACCGCCCAGGACAUCACCGAGUGCAACAGUAACAAGGAGAACAGCGAGCAGCCCCAGCUCCCCGCCAAGUCCAAGAAGCCCUCUUCCAAGGGCAAGAAGAAGGAGUCCUGUUCCAAGCAUGCGCCCGGCGCCUCCUUCCACCUCCCACAGCCCAGCUUCCGUGUGCUGGACACAGGCAGCCAGCUGGAGGCGCCCCCCCUGCCCGCGGCUUACUACCGCUACAUCGAGAAGCCUCCUGAGGACCUGGAUGCCGAGGUAGAGUAUGACAUGGACGAGGAGGACCUGGCCUGGCUGGACAUGAUAAACGCGAGGCGCCGAGCAGACGGGUACAGCUCAGUGUCGGCAGACACCUUCGAGCUGCUGAUGGACCGCCUGGAGAAGGAGUCCUACCUGGAGAGCCGCAGCAGUGGGGCUCAGCAGUCGCUGAUUGACGAAGAUGCCUUCUGCUGCGUGUGCCUGGAUGACGAGUGCCACAAUAGCAACGUCAUUCUUUUCUGUGACAUCUGUAACUUGGCUGUGCACCAGGAGUGCUACGGUGUUCCCUAUAUCCCAGAGGGCCAGUGGCUAUGCCGCUGCUGCUUGCAGUCUCCGUCUCGGCCCGUGGAUUGUGUCCUAUGCCCCAACAAAGGUGGGGCCUUCAAACAGACCAGUGACGGCCACUGGGCCCACGUCGUCUGUGCCAUCUGGAUCCCUGAAGUCUGCUUCGCCAACACCGUGUUCCUGGAGCCUAUCGAGGGCAUUGAUAACAUCCCGCCAGCCCGCUGGAAACUGACCUGCUACAUCUGCAAGCAGAAAGGGUUGGGUGCAGCCAUCCAGUGCCAUAAAGUGAACUGCUACACCGCCUUCCACGUGACGUGCGCACAGCGAGCCGGGCUCUUCAUGAAGAUUGAACCCAUGAGAGAAACCAGCCUCAACGGCACCAUCUUUACUGUGCGCAAGACUGCCUAUUGUGAGGCCCACUCGCCAAGUGUCCCCACUGCCAGGAGAAAGGGCGACUCACCCGGGAGCCUCAGUGGAGCUGGGGAUGAGGAUGGGCUGAAAGAGGGCGGCAGGGAGGAGGAAGAGGAAGAAGCCGUGGAGGAGGGCCAGGAAGGCCACGGUAGAGCGGGCAGCCCCCUCAAGGUGGUGUCCAAGAAGAAUAAGACGGGCUCAAAGCAGAAGAUCAAGAAGGAGCCAGAGGAAGCUGGCCGAGAGACACUCUCCAUCGCUGUGCCUGUGGUCACAGUCCCGCAGAUACCCUCUUACAGGUUGAACAAGAUCUGUAGUGGUCUCUCCUUUCAGAGGAAAAGCCAGUUCAUGCAGCGGCUCCACAACUACUGGCUACUGAAACGGCAGGCUCGCAACGGGGUCCCCCUCAUCAGGCGCCUGCACCCCCACUUACAGUCACAGAGAAACGCUGAGCAGCGGGAGCAGGAUGAGAAGACCAGCGCGGUGAAGGAGGAGCUGAAGUACUGGCAGAAACUGAGGCACGACCUAGAGCGGGCGCGGCUGCUCAUCGAGCUCAUCCGCAAGAGGGAAAAGCUGAAGCGCGAGCAGGUCAAAGUGCAGCAGGCUGCCAUGGAGCUGGAGCUGAUGCCGUUCACCGUUCUGCUGAGGACGACUCUGGACCUGCUGCAGGAGAAGGACCCUGCGCACAUCUUUGCCGAGCCCGUCAACCUGAGUGAGGUUCCAGAUUACCUGGAAUUCAUAUCCAAGCCAAUGGAUUUUUCUACUAUGAGGCGGAAGCUGGAAUCUCACCUGUACCACACCUUGGAGGAGUUUGAGGAGGACUUUAACCUUAUAGUUACCAACUGCAUGAAGUAUAAUGCUAAAGACACAAUUUUCCACCGAGCAGCUGUCCGCCUACGGGACCUGGGAGGGGCCAUCCUGCGGCAUGCCCGGCGGCAGGCGGAGAGCAUCGGCUAUGAUCCUGAGAGGGGCACCCACUUGCCCGAAUCACCCAAAUUGGAAGACUUUUACCGAUUCUCCUGGGAGGACGUGGACAACAUCCUCAUCCCAGAGAACCGGGCCCAUCUGUCCCCGGAAGUGCAGCUGAAGGAGCUGUUGGAGAAACUGGACCUGGUGAGCGCCAUGCGGUCCAGCGGGGCCCGCACCCGUCGUGUCCGCAUGCUGCGCAGGGAGAUCAAUGCUCUUCGGCAAAAGCUAGCACAGCCACCGCCGCCGCCAGCACAGCUGCUGUCACUGAACAAGACCGUGCCCAAUGGGGAGCUGCCAGCAGGACCUCGCGGGGAUGCAAUUGUGCUGGGGCAGGCCUUGCACGAGGAGCCAGAGGACGACAGGGACCGAGAUGAUUCCAAAUUGCCCGCCCCACCAACCCUGGAACCCACUGGGCCUGCACCUUCCUUGUCCGAACAGGACUCUCCUCCAGAUCCCCCCACCCUGAAACCCAUCAGUGACAGCAAACCAGCAGUCCGCUUCCCAAAGUCCCGCAAGGUGGAAGAUGAUGAGCUCUCAGAAACGCCAGCCCUGCAGCUGGGGAGCGAGCCCCUGCAGUGCUUGCUUAGUGACAAUGGCAUCGAUAGACUGUCUCUCACAAACCCUGACAGCCCCCCUGGCACCCCUCUCAGCAGUGCAGGCCGCCCUGCAGCCAUCCUCUUCAAGAAGGCUGAGAAUGGAGCUAAGCUACGGAGGACUCCAGACGGGAGCCCGGAGAACGGCGAGGACCUGGGCUUGGCCGACUCCCCUGCCUCUGCAGCCAGCGCGGAGGACGAGCACUACUCCAGGAAGCGGCCAAGGAGCAGGAGCUGCAGUGACAGCGAAGGGGAGGAAGAGACAGGCGUUACUAACGGCUUUGGAAAACACACUGAGAGCGGGUCUGACUCGGAAUGUAGUUUGGGUCUCAGUGGAGGACUGGCGUUUGAAGCUGGCAGCGGCCUGACACCUCCCAAACGCAGUCGUGGGAAGCCAGCCCUGUCCCGAGUGCCCUUCCUGGAAGGUGUGAACGGAGACUCUGACCACAGUGGCUCAGGCAGAAGCCUCCUGAUGCCCUUUGAAGACCGCGGAGACCUGGAGCCCCUGGAGCUGGUGUGGGCCAAGUGCCGAGGCUACCCCUCCUACCCUGCCUUGAUCAUCGAUCCCAAGAUGCCCCGGGAGGGCCUCCUGCACAAUGGUGUCCCCAUUCCUGUCCCUCCGCUGGACGUGCUGAAGCUGGGCGAGCAGAAGCAGGCAGAGGCUGGAGAGAAGCUCUUCCUUGUCCUCUUCUUUGACAACAAACGAACCUGGCAAUGGCUUCCAAGGGACAAAGUCCUGCCCCUGGGUGUGGAGGAUACUGUGGACAAGCUCAAGAUGCUAGAAGGCCGCAAGACCAGCAUCCGCAAGUCAGUACAGGUGGCCUAUGACCGCGCCAUGAUGCAUCUGAGCCGAGUGCGUGGAACCCACUCCUUCGUCACUUCCAGCUACCUGUAAGAGUGGACUGGGCCUGUGUCUGCCUCUUCACCUCUCCUCUGUCCCUGAGGCAUGAGAAGCCUCUUCUGCCUCUGCCAAGUAUGUGGCUGGCAGCUUCUGUCUCAUGGCAGGCCCUGACUGGACUGGGUCUCCAAGGGCAAGACCCAAUAUUGACCAAUCAUGUGGUUCCCCUGGAGGGCCGCUGCGUGCCAAAAACCCCCACCGAGGUCCCUGGGGUAUUCCACUGAAGAACCUCUUAGAAGUAGAAACAGUUGAGAGUCUUGGCCAGCCAGGGAGAUGGACCUGGCUCACAAGGCAAGAGGUACUAGGCUGCUUUUCUGGGGCCAGCUGGCUCCCCCCAUGCCUCUCCCCACUAACCAUACCUCAGGGCAGGCAAGGUUCUGACACUGAUCCCAGAGAUGUGCCAGGGUCCCUCGGGAACCCACUGACUCCCCUCCCCCCACAUCACCCAUUUUCACACCUCCCACCUCAUCUCCCACACCCAGCCAGGCUCUCCUCCCCACGUUCCCACAUCUCUCCCUUGUGCCAAACUGACAGCAACCUCACCAAAUUGAUCUUUUUCUCUGAUGCCCCAUUCUCUUCCUGGCCAGCUGCUAUAUUAGAUAGGUGUCUGCCAGGUACUCCAGUCCCGCCCGGAAGGACCCUUCCCCACACCCAUAGAGGUCCGCUUGUGCUGCCACACACGGAGCCCAGCUGCACGCAUGUGCUGUGUGGGUGGACUGGGCUUCCUGCCCUUCCUUCGGCUUGCUGUGAAGAGUGCUGAGGGUG